Molecule: messenger RNA, 1742 nt
Organism: Strongylocentrotus purpuratus (purple sea urchin)
Lineage: Eukaryota; Metazoa; Echinodermata; Echinoidea; Camarodonta; Strongylocentrotidae
Product: serine/threonine-protein kinase LATS1
Exons: 5
Coding region: 115-1560 (481 amino acids)
Molecular function (GO): DNA binding
Source: RefSeq, a predicted model, not a curated record
ACUAAAUUAAAUUAGAUUUUGAUCGCCAUGAUUGUGUGAUCCGGUUGAUUUGUCAGUCAAAUUUCAAUUCAUUGAUACAUUUAUCGAAAUCGAACCCUUCUCAAAUUCAUCAAAAUGAUGUCAUCUGGGAAUUUUCCUCCCAACGCCUACCAGUCUUUAUCAUCUAGAGGGAUGAGGAUUCCCAUGAGGCACACGUUCACACUGGAGCAGAAACGAACCCUGAUGAAAUAUUUUGAGCAAGGGAUGGUCGGUCAGAGCCUCAUGUAUCAGGAAAAGAUCCAGCAAUGCGCACAAGAAGCAGCACUGGAAUUCGAUGUCGUUAGGAAUUGGAUCGGUAACCAGCGGAGAAAGCGACGCUUGGAAGAAGUCCAAAGAGCAUGCAUGCAGAGUUAUAUUGACCAUGUACCACCGGGAGAAUGUAGCGAGGGAAUGCCACCCGCAAAAAUACAAACCUUGACCAUGGCACCACCCCGCCAGACCCAGAUGCUUUUCUUACCGCACAUGGCAAAGCAACAUGGACUUGGUACGACGCCGCCUCAGCAGCAGCCGCUCCCUGGUGGAACACCCGGUGAGGGCGCUCUCCAUGGCUCAGAGGCAUCUAAUCCGCAACACAAUGAACCCCAUCAAUCGCAGGUGAAUCAAAUGGCGUUAACGCAACUGGUACCCACGAGCCAAAACCACCAGCAACCCGCCAUACAGGUACACGCCCCUCCGCAUACUUCGCCACGCAUGCCAAAUCGUUCGAUUCCACCAUAUCUUCAAGGACAAUCCACCACAGGUUACCCGCCAUCGGUAACCGCCACUGACGGCAUGCUGCCAAAUAGCAUGCCGGCUCAAGCAACCAUUGCAACGCCUGCGGCACAAGCACCGACAUCACAGAGAUCCAACCAUUCUUCCCCGCUAGGAUCGGUUCCAUCUCCGGUCAUGUCAGCGGCGUCCAUGCAGGAUGAAGACAUCGGGUACCAUCAGACGCUGAUUCGAGGGUUCUUCCCUGGUCCUAGAGGAGCUAGAAUGAUGCCAGGAAGUGUACUUCCGGGGCAUCCACAACAGGGGAUGUCCCCGCCAAGCUUCACCGUCUACCCAUCGGUUAAGAUGAUGCCACCACCAAAGGAAUCCCCAGAAAUGAGGCACCACGAAAUAAGACGAAUCGUGGAGCAAAUCCAGAUGAAUUUGGAUCGAUUGGAACAACUCGGAUGCGAGUCCCUUCUCGCUACCGUGUCCACGCCCGAUCGCUCGGCCUAUGUCUGCGGCACCCCGAUCGCUCUCCAGUACUUCUCCAAAGUGAACAAAGACCACCCCAUGGCCGAGUACAUCCACAAGCAGGUCUCGAGCGAUAGCGACUUCGACCCCGACGGACUCGACGACGAAAGUCCCAGUGCCGACGACGCGGGCGUGGACGACCAGGGCGAGAACGCUGAGAGCGGCAGCAAGGAGAAUAACAAGCAUGAGACGUCUAUGGGGAUUGGUCAGUCUGUACAGGGGCGCGCCAAGAUGAACCCUGAAUUGACCAAUGAGGAGGAGGAUGAGAUGGACAUGCUGGGGACGGAGAAGGGGUCAUAAAAUCAGGCGAGGAGAUUUACAUCGUCAGUAAGGAGCGUAUGGUGAUUGGUACGGGUAUGCUCUAUCCCAGGCCUCAUGAGAAAAUGACCUUCAAGAACUCCCCUGAAUAUACCGAGUAGACUUUUGUGACGUCGUUAUUGUGAAAGCAAUGCAAUCUUUGUAACAAGUAGAGUUCAUUUGCA